Messenger RNA from Pyrus x bretschneideri (Chinese white pear), 1135 nucleotides. RefSeq names its product pyrrolidone-carboxylate peptidase 1. Gene Ontology annotation, cellular component: cytosol. Gene Ontology annotation, molecular function: pyroglutamyl-peptidase activity. The transcript has 5 exons. The record is from RefSeq and is a predicted model, not a curated record. Gene Ontology annotation, biological process: proteolysis. Bases 221 to 874 code for a protein of 217 amino acids. NCBI's taxonomy places the organism in Eukaryota, Viridiplantae, Streptophyta, Magnoliopsida, Rosales, Rosaceae.
UCUCUCUACCCUCUCUCUGUCUCUCUCUCCUCCCCUUCUCUCUCUCUCUCUCCCCCCUUCCUCUAAUCAAUCUAUUUAGAAUCUUAGAGGGGUUGUAAAUAAAUCAUCUUUGAGCAGAUAAGACUGGUGGGUGAGAGGCUUGGGAAGAUUACAGGUACUUAGAUAUAUUUCUGAUUUGAUGCUAUAACACAUACAUCAAUUACAUAUUAAAAACUGACAAAUGGGGUCUGAAGGGCCUUCGCCAGUAACUAUUCAUGUGACCGGUUUUAAGAAAUUCCACGGAGUUUCGGAGAAUCCAACUGAGACAAUUGUCAGUAAUCUCCCGGAGUAUGUGAAGAAGAAGGGUUCACCAAAAGGUCUGGUUCUUGGAAGUUGCAGCAUUCUUGAGACUGCAGGACAAGGAGCACUUGUCACCCUGUACCAGACAUUGCGAUCUGCUAUCAGUGAGCAGGAUACUUCAAAUUCCAGCAGAACUAUUUGGUUACACUUUGGUGUUAAUAGUGGUGCAACAAAGUUUGCUCUCGAGCACCAAGCGGUCAAUGAAGCUACUUUCCGUUGCCCUGAUGAAAUGGGAUGGAAGCCUCAGAAAGUUCCGAUUAUUCCUUCAGAUGGUGGAAUUGCACAUAUACGAGAGACUUCUCUUCCCGUUGAGGAAAUAACGAAGGCCUUGGCAAAGAAGGGUUAUGAGGUGAUGACCUCGGAUGAUGCAGGUCGGUUUGUGUGCAAUUACGUCUACUACCAUUCCCUUCGAUUUGCAGAGCAAAACGGGAUCAAGUCACUCUUUGUUCAUGUGCCUCUCUUCUUGACCAUAGACGUGGAGACCCAAAUGCAGUUUGCUGCUUCCUUGCUAGAGGUACUUGCUUCAUUAUGCUAGUACACUCCUCCAACCACACCUGUAUGCCAAAGAGCUUGAUUGUAAGCCAGCUUGGAGUUGCCAUGUUAAUUACGGUGGAUCAACGCUUCGUAAAUAGAAAUGCUCGAAUAAUCAGAAGGCGUAAUCUGAGAGAAACUGUAUUGAAAGAACAUUCUUAAUUAUGAUGUAUUUUCAUGUCUUUUCCAGAAACUUUCGGUAACAUGCCGAAAUUCGAAUCCAGUUUGUGAAUGACAUCCCAGUCUGCUCAUGAGCUUACCACUA